Messenger RNA from Seminavis robusta, 1119 nucleotides. The record is from the annotation of a GenBank genome assembly. NCBI's taxonomy places the organism in Eukaryota, Bacillariophyta, Bacillariophyceae, Naviculales, Naviculaceae.
AUGCAAGCAGUGGAAGCGCUGAACAACAGCAGCAAUGGAAUGGGAGAAGGCUUGGAGUUUUUCGAGCUGGACAUGGACAACAGCAUUCGUUCGUUGUUAAUGGAGAUGGGCACGAGCCAAAGACUCGACGAUCAGGAUGAUGACAAUAUCGAUAUUGAUGAUGAGCAGCAAGAAGGACACUUUCAUCCUCUGUUACUACGAAGCAUGGAUUGCGAGACCGCCUGUAAACAACAACAACAACAGCAACCAUGUAGCGAUCCGUCGAUGCAUCUGACGGCAGAAGAACGAACGUGGGCGUUGCAAUUGCGUCAUGUGUUACAACAACAGGACGAUGAUGAGCCGUUGCCGCUGUUGACCGACUUUGAAGUGGCCCAAUAUGCCAUUGUGACGCAUGGGAAUAUCGGAGAAGCGUUGCGUCGCAUACACGGAAUGCACGUGUUUUGUCAAGAAUACGGAAUUCAAGAGAGUGUCGAUCAAGCCAUGAUUUACUUUACCGAAUGGUUUCGACAUCAUCCCGGACAUUUGCUGCACAUGGAUACCGAUCCGGAAACGUGUGAACCCAUUGUGGUACUCGAUUUGGCAGCCUACUUUCCAGGCAUUGCCACCGGCCACAAGCCAUCGAACGUGGCGCCGACCAAAUCGUUGACGAAAACAACAACAUUGGUCGAUGUUCAAUGGCAUAUCGAUGUCAUUAAGAAUUACUACCAAUUACACGUCAGUUGCAGCAAUUUCUCUUCCAUUCGACAGGGUGUUUUCAUGAUUAUCGAUUGCGACGACAUUGGAUGGGACAACUGGUCCAUGGAAUACUCCAAUCGAUUUCACGGAGAAUUAUGGGCACACUAUCCAAUCAAAUUCAAAUCCACACUCUGCUACAACACCGGAUCUGUCGCCAAUGUCUGUUGGAACAUGAUCAAACCACUCAUGGAUUCGACCAUGCGAGAAUCACUGCAGUUGGGAUGUCAAAUUGUACCCGAAAUGGAAGGAACACCGGCACCCGAGAAACUCUGUGAGCUCUAUCUACAACCCAGUCUAGAAAUGGCACAGGCCAAUUUGUUGCAACGCAUCAAGGAAUUAUUGACAUUGCGACAAAUCAAUAUCCAACGAUUCAAAUUGGAAUGA